ACUCUUCACCGAUUCAAAAGAAUCGUUUAAGCCAUUAAAACUCUCCCCUUUCUUACUCAGACAAAUAACCCUAAAAUUGGGCCUACUUUGAAGGCUCUGUAACGCAAAAACGAGAAAAACUCUGCGAUAUUAUUGAAUAUUUUCCCAUUUAUUUGCGUAUUUUUCGAGAUAAUGAUGGCAUUAUCUCCGUCUGUCAUCAGCAAAUUCAAGCUUAAAGUCUCUGGCUCUUCACAGUUUGCAGUUUCUUUUCUGAGUUAUCUGGUGAUUUUUAGGGAAUUUUUUUGGGGUUUUAGGGCUUGUGCUCCGUGUUUUUUUGGGUAUUAGGUUUCGAUCUGGUGCAGGAUGAACGUGGUGAAGUCUCAGGUGUGGCAACCUUGUAAACGCAAGCGUUUACGCUCAGUUUGAGAAGGGAUUUAGGGAUUUGGAGUCGUGAAUUUCUAGGGUUUUGAGGGUUGAUUUUGAAUCGUUUUAAAUCAGGGCGUGAAAUUGUUUGGACGGUUCAUUUGGGGAUGAGCUUGCAAGCGAGCAAGGCUUUCAUAGAUUUUGAGCUCAAAAUUUCUAGGCUUGCGGUAAUGAAUUGUUAACUAAUUAUUUUGAAGGAGCCAAGAAAGUUUUCAGGGAAGUUUGAAGCUGUGGAUCACGAGUUACUAAUCAGUCUAUUGCAAAAAAAGUUGCAGAGGAAGGAUUUCUUUUUUUGUGGAAUUAAGCGGAUUGGAUCAUUGAGGUAUCAAUUUCUAGGGAAUUGGUUUUUACGCCAAUUGUUUCCAAGAUGAGUUUGCAGGUGACGAGAACAAGGGUGGGGAAAUAUGAGCUUGGAAGGACUCUUGGUGAGGGAACUUUUGCUAAGGUGAAAUUUGCUCGUAACGUCGAGACUGGCAAUAAUGUUGCCAUUAAGAUACUUGACAAAGAAAAAGUUCUGAGACACAAAAUGAUCGGCCAGAUAAAGCGCGAAAUAUCUACCAUGAAACUGAUCAAACACCCAAAUGUUAUACAGAUGCAUGAGGUUAUGGCUAGCAAGACAAAGAUAUAUAUUGUUAUGGAAUUUGUGACUGGGGGUGAACUAUUUGAUAAAAUUGUUAAUCAUGGAAGGUUGAAAGAAGAUGAAGCACGGAAGUAUUUUCAGCAGCUAAUUAAUGCUGUGGAUUACUGCCAUAGCAGAGGCGUUUAUCAUAGGGACCUGAAGCCAGAGAAUCUGCUCUUGGAUUCUAGUGGUGUUCUUAAAGUCUCGGAUUUUGGAUUGAGUGCAUUAGCUCAGCAAGUUCGAGGAGAUGGGUUACUUCACACAACCUGUGGAACGCCAAACUAUGUUGCCCCUGAGGUUAUAAAUGAUAAAGGUUAUGAUGGGGCAAAGGCCGACUUAUGGUCUUGCGGAGUGAUCCUUUUUGUCCUUAUGGCAGGCUACUUGCCCUUUGAGGAAUCUAAUCUCAUGUCAUUGUACAAAAGGAUAUUUAAGGCGGAUUUUACUUGCCCUUCCUGGUUCUCUUCAAGUGCAAAGAAGUUAAUAAAAAGAAUCCUGGACCCAAAUCCUAAAACUCGUGUCACAAUUGCUGAAGUUAUAGAGAAUGAAUGGUUCAAGAAGGGUUAUAAGCCACCUGUUUUUGAAACAGCGGAUGUUUCUCUCGAUGAUGUUGAUGAUGUUUUCAAUGAAUCUGGGGAACCUGGAAAUCUGGUGGUUGAGAGGAGAGAAGAAAGACCUGUCAUGAUGAAUGCAUUUGAACUUAUUUCAACAUCUCAAGGUCUCAAUCUUGGCAGUCUAUUCGAAAAGCAAAUGGGUGUUGUUAAAAGAGAGACGCGAUUCGCAUCAAAGAAGCCUGCAAAGGAGAUACUUUCGAAAAUUGAGGAAGCUGCUGGACCUUUAGGGUUUGAUGUGCAGAAACGAAAUUAUAAGAUGAAACUGCUGGCUGCAAAAGCUGGGAGGAAGGGUCAACUUUCUGUGGCGACCGAGGUUUUUGAAGUUGCACCUUCACUGUUCAUGGUAGAGCUUCGCAAGGCGGGUGGUGAUACCUUGGAAUUUCACAAGUUCUACAAGAGCCUCUCAACUGGUUUGAAGGACAUAGUGUGGAAAUCAGAGGUGAACAUGAAUGAACCAUCAUCAGAGAGCAACAAGCAAGAAACUGGCUAGAGAGAGAGAGAUGUUAAGCAUGGUGAAAAAUCCCCUGCAACUUGCCUUUUCCUAUUAUGAACUCCUUGUUUGUUCUUAGCACACUGAGACUUCGGCCUAAGCCUUUCUUACAAUUUUUUCUUAUAUGUUUCCUUUUCUAGUUGGUUUGAUAUAUCUGUAAAGGCAUUAUUAAGAUUGAUAGGAAUGGCUUUGCUGUAUUGAAGAAGGUUAUUGUUCAUAGACAAAUGGUUAUUUAUGUGCAAAAAGAAUGUUCAUAGACAAAUGGUUAUUUAUGCGCAAAAAGAUUGAUAAAUGAAGGAUCAUGCUUAGACUGAGUUCAU
Messenger RNA from Amborella trichopoda, 2442 nucleotides. Its product is annotated as CBL-interacting protein kinase 23. The record is from RefSeq and is a predicted model, not a curated record. Gene Ontology annotation, biological process: protein phosphorylation; signal transduction. Gene Ontology annotation, molecular function: protein serine/threonine kinase activity; ATP binding. Lineage: Eukaryota; Viridiplantae; Streptophyta; Magnoliopsida; Amborellales; Amborellaceae.